AUGGCAUAUGCGGUGUAUCCACGUGCUCCGACACAAGCAUUAAAAGAGUUGAUACAAAUUCUCUUGGAAAAUGGCGGAGAGUUAGAACUCGGGGAUGCAGUGCAGGAACUUUCUUCACAAAACCGUAGUUUAGUGUUACAUUACGGAGCGUUUGAAUUCGUACAUAGCCAUCCGGAGCUCUUUAAAUGUGAGGAAGUCAGGACGCUGCGGAAACAUAAAUCGAAAGUAGUUAUAAUAUUGAAUGUCCCUUUAGAGUUUUGCUUUGAAGCUGGAGAGAAAGGUGGAUGUGUUACGAGGAAAUGUACUCGCCUUCAUUUAUGUCCUUUUUUUAUCAAGGGAAACUGCAAGUUCGGUGUAACUUGUAAUAGAUCUCACAGUUAUGAAGACGAACAUACGGUUCGGGUUCUUAAUCACUUCCGCCUCGGUUUCUUAUGUUCUUCCUCGCUUUUGCAAGAGGUUUUGGAAAGGAUCGUAGAGGAAAGCGAAUUACAGCGAACUGCUGCCAAACGAUCUGUACCGGAUAUCUGCAAAUUCUACAACAAAGGUACAUGCAUGAAAGAGGAUAACUGCCCCUGGUUACACGUGUGUGAAUAUUUCGUUGCUGGAAAAUGUAAAUUUGGCGAGGGCUGCAAAAGGGAUCAUGGUUUCUCUGACCCACAUAACAUUAGAAUACUAAAGGAAUAUGACAUGGAAAGGAUUGGUGACUGGAAAGUGCUUCAGUUGUUGAACGGUAAAGAAAGAAAGAAUGAAAUGAGUAGAAGUUUUGAUUCUCAGACGCCCCAUGAAGGUUCUCUUUCAUCAGCAAAUUUUAGUGCUUCUUACAUGAACUUUAAGGAUGACAACGAAAGGGCUACUGAGAUUUGUGGAUUUAAUCUGCGUAGCAAAUGUAACUAUGGCAACAGCUGUAUCCAUCGCCACACAGAGCUACCUUACUUGUGGGAAUUUACAGUAAAUGGUCGCAACUGGGAGAGUUUUCCAAAUGAUGUGAAUACAGCACUGGAACAGUCGUACUGUAAUGUUCAAAAUGACAUUUUUUCCAUGCGGAUCAGAGGUAUUCUUUAUCGUGUUCAGUUUACUGACAUGACUGCUGUACCAGUACCGAACGCUGGUAAGUACCUUGUGCUCUCAUUGUACAGAACGGUAGACGCCCUCCAAAAACCUCUAUUAGGUGCCAUUUCUCUCGCUUUUUCGUUUUUUUCCUUCACAACAUUUUAUAUUUUUUUUCAUCUAAGAAAGUAACACUGGUGAAAGAAUGGUAGAAUACAUGACAGUCCUUCCUCUCCCGUAAUAUAUUUAUCUCAAAUUGAUAUUUCUAGCAGUAUAACAUUCAAACGGCGCUACAACAAAUUAAAUAUGCCCUACUCCCCACUUAAAGAGGUUUCAUGGUAUAUUAAACGAAAUAAUGGUUUUUCGUGGAAAAUAUUAGAACGGACGCAACUUAACAAAGUUGCGGUUGUGUUUUAUAUCCACUUUUGGCUGAAAUGCAAAAAUUUGGUUUGAUAAACUGAGAUCAGGCGAUAACGUUACUUAAUCUCAAUUAAUCAACACUCGGUAUCAAACUUGGUAUCAAAUGUUGCUGGUUCUUUUUCCUUGUUCCCAUACUUUUGUUUCAGUUUUAAAAGAAAAAAAAUGCUUUCCAUAAUUAAGAUAAAGAGAAGAUAAUCUAUUUAACGACAAAUACACAGGAAGUGAUUACCCUGUCUCCUGAGCCGGAGGCUCAUGCAGAAAUCGAUCGACAGUUAAAAACUAAGAAGUAAGAUGGCUAGAAAUCUCAAACAUGUUAAGUAGAGUCAAUGCCGCAUAUCAAUAUAUAUGUUGUAAAAGGGAGUUGAUACCAUGGCCAAUAGAUAAGUGUUGACUUCUUGUUAACCUCAAGACCUGGCCGGUUUCGGGCUAUCAGCACAGUAAGAGACUUGCGCACACUCAAGUCCUGAUCACAUUUAUCGUUUAUUGCUAAAUCAAGGUGCUUUUAUACAAUUUGGUAGCUAAAUCAUACUUGGGUAAAUAUGGAAGGGAAUGCAUGUGGUUUCUGUAGAAAAGCAUGCAUAAUACAGUAUUUAGCACGUGAUUUCUAUCUUGUAUAAAAAUCCUCAAAGUUGACUUUUAUUGUGACAUGGCGUUUACCAUAGGUUCUGAAGAUGUUGGAGCGCAAAAGUGUUCAUCGUGACUUUUAAAAUACCCUAAACUGCCGCUUAUAAUCCCCCCCCAGUUGUAGACUCAUCUGCCUGUAAACAAAAACACAUCUGGUUAUAAGCCCGGCUCCCCCAGAUACAAGCCCCUCCAGCUUGUUCCGAGCGAAACGGGGUUUAUAAAUUUGUCGCGUGCAGCGCGCGCCUCGCGCGAUAAUCGCACAGCGAGGCAGAAACUCGAGUUGCGAAUAUUUCUAUAGAUCUCUUGGGUGUCCGCAGUUGACGUCAUUCAGAUGUGACGUCAGGGGGCAUUUUAGCGUUGCCAGGCAACGCUACUUCGAGUGCGAAUGUAAAUGUGUGGUGCACUAUCAUGUUUUAUUCAAAAUUUCGUCUCACUUCGGCUUUGUACCUGGCGUCAAAACCUUGCUUUUCCCUAAAAUCUGUACCUUCGAAUUCAUGUUACACCGAGGCAAACCAACAAUGAAUUGGUUCUUUCCUUGCCGACCGAUGUGACAGAUUGACCAAAAUAAAGGCUGGUUUCAGCUCCGUACAUCCAUCCGCCGUUGAACCCAAGAGUGAAUAAAGGCGGAUAUAAUGCAAAAUGACUUUGAAAUACGCCUUUAAGUUAAUCUUCCUCAAAUGUAUCUUUAAAUUCAUGAUAAAUACAGCAACACUGGUUUCAGCUCCGUACAUCCAUACGCCGUUGAACCCGAGAAAAUUCAUGAUAAAUACAGCUCCACCAACUUCAAACAGCGUUCACGGCAGAGAAAAAUGCUUCAAGUAUAAUAAUUUUAGCGUAUCAUUCAUUCAGUGGCUGCGUGGCGCAGUGGUCAAGGAUCUAACUUUGAUUAUAAGAAGUUCGGAGGAAGAGAUACUUUUAAACUUUGCGCAUUAUUUUUUUUUCAGUUUUUUGAUGUUUUUUUCCCUUUGGCUUUUUUUUCUUUAUUUUUCCUGCUGAUCCUUUAAAGCUUCGCAAGGAUUUUGAGAAAUCGUAUUUCUAGUAUUGAAAAGAAUUCGAUUUCGUACGACAUUCUGAAGCUUAAAAAAGCGAGUAAAUUCAAAAAGCAUUUUGAUCAGCACUGCUAUGCAGCUUGUUUUAAAACUUUUUUCCCGGUCAUAAACCGGUCCGGAUAUAACCCCCCCCAACUUCAAGACGUGUGAUUAGGUACCAGCGAUACCUGAGCUAAUACACAAUUUUCCGACUUCCUGUUCCAAACGGAAAGAAAGGAGUCAUCUUUCCAGAUCAGAGGCACUUAGCAUUCACAUAAGAAAACCAGAAAUACCAAAGCGGUUGAAGAAGAACUUGAUCGGGAACUCACAAUGGCCUGUUCAAUGAAGAUAGCGUCUCGUGCGGAUCUUCGCAAAGGUCAAACCUGAAUUUUUCAGGUUCUUUUUCAACCGCUUGCUAUAGGUUGUUCAUUCUGCUGAGAGGAUCAUGUUCAGUUUCAUGAAUUUAAUGAUGUGAAAAAUACAAAAGUUCAAUAAACUAGCUACUUUGUGUAACAAUUUAGGUUUACGACCUUGGUCAGCUGUGAACUCCAAGCCUUUUAAGAUUCGUCGUCUGUCCACUGUGUCAUCGGUGGUUGCAGCAGCAGGCCACGUGUUCAGCACCAGGUGGCAUUGGUACUGGCAGGAUGAAAAUAACAAGUGGCAGUCGUACGACACUCCAACUGGUGCACAUGAUGUUAACACCACCACCAGCCAAUGUCUUGAGAGAGAAUACAUGGCAGGUAUGAGUUAACGAUCCCCUAUCAUUCCGUAAAUAAUAAUUUAUUCCCCUUAUCCUGAUAGAGCUGUCUCGAAUUAUUUCUUUCAUCACGAAGAUAACAGAUGAAGUCCCUCCUCAGGGAUCUCGCAGCAUUUAAAUGGAGGAAAAAAGGGACCACAACUUCCAACCAAUUCUAACAAGGCCUUGGCAACUGAUUUUUGCAAUACCAUGUCCCAGGAAUUUAGAGGAGACUAAAAGUGUUUGGAGCACAAACAAAUAAAGUGAUUACCUACAAAUGAUAUGUUCAUAAUCGAAGUUAGCCGGUUAUAAGAACUAUUCCCACUAGCAAUAAGGUUUGGCCGGUUAAUGCGUUGACCGCAAGUAGAUUGAGUUAUUCUCUUGUUAGAGUGUUCGUGAAAAAAUGGUUUGAGUGAAUACAGUAUAAAAUAAAAUUCCUCAUGGGUAGGGCUUGGUGGUAUAAAUGAAAAUUGCUGUCGACACCUCAGUGCUUGUUAUUGUGAAGCAAAAUAGUAAAAACGUUGAUAUGUUUGUUUCUCUUUGUGACUUAAUUGUGUGGGAUAUGCCUCAUACUUCAAAAUUUCCAAGACUACUGACAAGAAGUCACGGGCGGUUAAUUAUGUCUUUAAUUUACUUUUGUCUGAAGUCUUUUUUUUGCACAAGAUGGCAACAUCGAUGAAAAUAUGUUGACUGUCGUUGAUUGUUUUCCCCAGGUAACGAUUGCCAUUCCUUCACUGUGCUGCACCAGCGCUACACUCUAUACUUCAAAGGAUGGUACCAACAAAAUGAUGUUUAUAAAACUAAAAGGCCCGUUAGAAGGAGGCCUGCUGACUUUGUGACCAAAGGGAAUAUGCACGAUGUUGCUCAAAGGUGUUUAGCUUAUUUAAAUAUAUAGCUAAAAUCUUGAAGUAUAUUCAAUAAAACUAAAAGGCCCGUUAGAAGUAGGCCUGCUGACUUUGUGACCAAAGGGAAUAUGCACGAUGUUGCUCAAAGGUGUUUAGCUUAUUUAAAUAUAUAGCUAAAAUCUUGAAGUAUAUUCAUAAGUAGGUGGAAUAUGAUAGUUUGGGUGAGCUACGUAGUCCUGAAUAAUUGUUGAGAGUGACUAACGUUUCGAUAACCUGUCAUGUCUGAUGGUGGUUUUGGCUCAUCCUCUGAGAUUUCUUGGAUAUAUAAUUUGCUUAAUAGGUCUUUAACCACUAAUUGGUAAGCAUGAGCAAGCUUCUUAUCUCAAUUUACUUAUUUUAAGUUGUGCGAAGGUGCUUUUCUGCCAUCUGUCGAUUUGGCAGUAUUACAAAUUCUGGUCUUCCAUUUUUCCAAGGUAUGGUAACAUCACGCCUCUCAACAUCAAAACUGAUCGACUGGUUCACUUUUUCAGUGGUUAUUUUCUCUUCGAGAAAAGUGGUCGCUCAAUCUGCGGUGUGAUCGCAAGGGUCUCAAGGAGUCAAAAUUGUCUCAGUAAAUAGUUCAGUUCUCCAUCAUUACUCUCUGACCUCUGCAUACGAUAGGCAUUGAGGUACCCAAUUUUAAUUGCGCCCUGUCCGUCAGACUUACCAAUAGUACUACUGGCUGUCCACCCUGAUGGACACAGUCUGGAACUGGGCAGUCUUUGUCGCUUCCACGAACCUCUUUCAUUGGAAAUAAAGGUUGUAAUAAUCCGAGUCAAUUAGACCAUUGAUUAAAGUUUACCCCUUUUUCCAAGUCGAGGAAAAGGAAAGUUCCUCAAAUGUUCCCAUUUGUCUUUGAUUUCACCAUUUGAAUUGUUUGUUUCAUCAUCCUUGAAAAGUCUAAUUAGGGGUGAGCCUAGCCUGAGUAUCCUCUCCCCUAGCCCCUUAGGAAGGCCUGAUACCCAGGCUAGGGUGAGCCUAUAUAUUUAGUAUUUAUUUCUUAUUUAAGUCAUUUUAUUUUCGAUUAAUUUAUUUCGAGAGUACUGAGUAGGUAAUUAGAUAAGUGAACUUCUUUUUAUUAUGUUAUUUAUUUUAAGUUGCAAUCUGCAAGGCUUUGUAAAGUGUUGUGUUUUUGCUAUUAAGAGAUAUGUUUAUUCAUGUACUUGUUUUGCCCCGCCACGACUAUCUUUCCAGCUAUUUGCGUGGCAAGCUAUUUAACUGCUAGUGCAUAAAUUGUUUCAGGGGCACCCAACGUCAGUUUUUCGGAAAAUAUCUCUUCGGAAGACGAUUAGAAAUCUAGAAUUUUCGGAACGUUUGUUGAAAAUUUCUUGCUCGCUUGCCUCUCCUAGGAUUUUCGAACAUCUAAAAAAAAAGUAUAAUUGCCCAUUUUCAACGGAUUUUUACCCUAAAAAGCUCACCUAGAAUUUUGGGGAGCCUUUUUUCUGGCUGAAAUUUUCGAAAAGGAAAGUUUUGAUCCCUAUAAUUUUCGGAUCACUAGACUUUCAGCUAGGAAAUCCGAACAGAUGAAAAAUUUUUAGGGGAUACAAAUAUGCCAAUAUCUACCGUUUAAAUACUAAAAUACGUUUAACAAUGCUAUGUUAAAGUGGUUUUGAACUGUAUUCUCGUUGGGUGCCCCUGUUGUUUAUUGUUGUUGUUGUUGUAAUGGAAGUAUAAGCGACGCGGCCUUAUUUACUUUGUUCACCUCUAAGCAUAGUUCAGUGUGUAUUGUUCUUCAAUCGACCAUUUAAGACUCAAUCUCGAAUAUCGCAGUUGAAGACGGUAACUUUAAUCUCAAAAGACGUCAAUGACAACAUAUUGCCAGGUUAACUUUUGACUCAUUUUAAUAGCUGUUUUACGUGAAUUCUCCCAGGCGCAGGACAGCUGCCCAAGUCCAGUCACGGAGAAACUCGGCAUCGGCAGAGCCUGAUGGUCCACCAUCACACUGGUGCCCUGUCCCUGAUGGCAAGGACUACGUGUGUGUACCACUGAACCCGAUGCAUUUUGAAUACAACAAAGCAGAUAAGUUUUUUCGAGAAACUAUGCGGGAUGUUCUUCCCAACGUAUUGAAAAUAGAACGAGUGCAGAACCCAGAUUUAUGGACCUUUUACAACCAGUAAGAACGUAACUAGCUUUAUCGGUAGUUUGAACUAAAAAUAGGAACUCCUUACUUUAAGAAAGGUCUGAAAGAGGAUCAUAAUACACACAUGUUUGCGAACUUGAGCUUCAAAUUUCUUAGCAGCCGUAACAAAAACUGGAAGGCGUGGUAUCUCGACUCCUCGAAGUUGGAAUUAAAAACUCGACGCACUCAACCUCUUUUGCUGUGUGAAAAACGUCAUGUCUAUUGCAUCCACACCGAGAGAAACCAAAAUUUAGAUUUCCAAGAAACAAUAAACAAUGAGAAUUUCUUAGUAAAUUAGUUAUCCUGAGCAUGUUUGCAGAGGAAGGCCCACAAUAAACAAGGGCAAAGUUUAAAUGCCGAACUUCAGUCAAAUUUGGGGCCGCCUCGAUUGGGACGCCAAUCGACGCCAAACAUAAUUCGGUUAAUAAAGGUUACUGAGAUUUGGGGUCUGAACCAGUCCAAACGGUUCUCAUUUGGAGUUGCUGGCCAAAAGUUAUAACUUUCUAAGUAAAGCAUUGGUAUGCAGGAGCUUGGGGUAUUACCUUUACCCUAAAAAUAGCCCGACCUUCGCGGGGCACGGAUGACCACCUAAAAUCCAGCGGGGACGUAAAAGUAGUGUCUUUAAUUAGUAAUUUGCCUAAAUACAUCGAUAAUUGAAUAAUCGACAUUUUUUUUUGUCUUUUCAGGAAAAAGAAUCGCAUGGCUAAAAAGGCUGGUAGGGCUCCCGAAGAGCGCUACUUGUUCCACGGAACAAAGCCCGACACUAUUGAUGCCAUCUGCCAGCAGGGUUUUGACUGGCGAAUGUGCGGCAAGCAUGGCACAAAGUAUGGGAAGGGAAGCUAUUUUGCUUGCAGUGCUUAUUAUUCACAUCACUACACUGCCAAUCAGGAUACACCUCGUUCUUACAAGCAUAUGUUCCUGGCUAG
This is a messenger RNA of Porites evermanni, 7784 nucleotides long. NCBI's taxonomy places the organism in Eukaryota, Metazoa, Cnidaria, Anthozoa, Scleractinia, Poritidae. The record is from the annotation of a GenBank genome assembly.